UGCUAGUUGCUACUAUCCAGCUUUGUAAUGAAGCUCCAUCCUAUAGGUUGUGGCUUAGUCUGGUAGUAUCACUGUCUAUGAGCAACAGUGACAACUAAUCAUCGAAUAAGCAGUAAUCUCCUAUGACUCUCAGACAAUAAAAUAUUUUUUGUUAGUGUAAAAGAAGUAUGCUAACAGAUAUUCAGUGUUUUCUUAUGACAUUGCUUCACACAUCCUUACGGAUCCAUUAGAUCCAAUAACCCUUGCAUUUGACGCCUUCAGCUCUAACACUAGGAGUUGGGACCCCGGCUACCGUACUUAACGAACUCUUUGUCGAGUUCGACGUGCAACCUAUAUUUGGAGGCCCUCGGGCAGCCGUUAGCAAAUCCCACCUCUCCUGGCUGAACCUCUGCUCGCCCACCUAUCCUGGUGAAAUUAGAGAGGCCUCCGGGCCACCAGUAAUCCCUCAUUCAUAAAAUAAUAAUAAACAUUGCUUCAACUUCACACAUCAUAAUUAAAAUCUGUUUUUUAAGGAUAGGAGCAUAUCAGUCUUCUUUCAAAAUUAAUUUAUCUGUGAAGUUGUGAUCAACAAAUGGAUACGCUAUUUUAUACUUUAAUUCCAAACAAAAAGAAGUAAAUUUCUUUGAAGAAAAUGUAAAUGAGGUUAACCACAUAAAAUCUACUAAAUCGGCUGUUUUGCCUGCUUGUUUAUUGUCGUUAAAUAUUUCCGAAUUUUAGUGAAAAUUUAAACAUGCCACCAAAAAAACAACCCGAAAAAGUUGCCAAAGGUGGCGGGAGCGCUAAAGGAAGUGGUGGUAAAACGAGUGGCGAUACAAAAGAAUCUGCAGCAAAGGAGAAAAAAGGUGGGACAGCUGUCAAAGUACGUCACAUACUAUGUGAAAAGCAAUCCAAAUGUUUAGAAGCGUUAGAGAAAUUAAAAGCCGGGCAAAAGUUUCCUGAUGUAGCAGCAGCUUAUAGUGAAGACAAGGCAAGGCAAGGUGGAGAUCUAGGCUGGAUGACCAGAGGUUCAAUGGUUGGUCCAUUUCAAGAUGCUGCAUUUGCUUUGCCAAUAUCAUCUGUAACUAAUCCAGUUUACACAAACCCGCCAGUUAAAACGAAAUUUGGUUAUCAUAUAAUUAUGGUCGAAGGGAAGAAAUGAAAGAAAUGUUUUUCGAAUUUGAAUAUUUUUGGGCAAUACUUUUGUUGUUUAUUAUGGAAAGGAUAUGUAGCCUCCAAGAGCAGUUUGAUAAAGAUUUAGCUCUGCUCCCUGAUGCCCAAACUUCAACACAGUCCUUUGAUGAUGACAUGGAAGAUUUCUCUAGCAGAGAGUAAGUUUCCCUUCUAUUAAUAUUCUGAAUUUGGUAUUUAUGUUAAACUACCUAAUGAUUUUUAGACUUUUCUUUGAAAAUUAUAUUUUUAUAUGAAUGGAUAUAGCUACAAAAUGAAAUUAUAAAUGAUUAAUUGAGUGUUAGUAAAAAAUAUCAAGUUUUAAAAUAUAUACUCUUUCCAGUUAUGGUUUGAAGAUGAGUUUCCUUCGUUUAUAUCAAAUGAUGCAUAUUACCAUAUUUCUGGCAUUGAUAUAUUUCUGUAACAUUUGCAUCUGGUACAUAAUGAGUAGAAAUUCAUUGCCCAAAAAUCUUGGUUACAAAUUCAAAGUAACAAUACCUUCAUAAUGUUUAAACAUUUUGUAAAUAUUCAUGUUUUAAAAAAAAUGCAUUUAUGAAAUAAAAAAUGAUUGAUAUUAAA
Bombyx mori (domestic silkworm) is the source of this 1725-nucleotide messenger RNA. RefSeq names its product peptidyl-prolyl cis-trans isomerase. Bases 731 to 1138 code for a protein of 135 amino acids. Lineage: Eukaryota; Metazoa; Arthropoda; Insecta; Lepidoptera; Bombycidae. Gene Ontology annotation, molecular function: peptidyl-prolyl cis-trans isomerase activity; DNA binding. The transcript is spliced from 2 exons. Gene Ontology annotation, biological process: rRNA processing. Gene Ontology annotation, cellular component: nucleus. The record is from RefSeq and is a predicted model, not a curated record.